This is a messenger RNA of Suillus fuscotomentosus, 1004 nucleotides long. RefSeq lists its product as uncharacterized. Bases 268 to 885 code for a protein of 205 amino acids. The record is from RefSeq and is a predicted model, not a curated record. The transcript is spliced from 2 exons. NCBI's taxonomy places the organism in Eukaryota, Fungi, Basidiomycota, Agaricomycetes, Boletales, Suillaceae.
AGUCAUGCGCGUGGUUCAAGAAGGUCAUCAGCCGCUUGACUAGUGGAUACGGAGCUCUUGAGCAAUUGUGGUACUUGCUCGUUGCAUCGUGGCAAUAAUGUGAUUAUUGUGCAAACCGUGGUCGCGCUUUACCGAAUCUAGUGGACGUGUCUGCUCAAUCAAGUGGUUUGUUAUUCAUCCAGUCCACAAGUCCACUGAUUAUUCAGCUAUAAAACUCGCCGCUCGACAUGACAUCUUCCAUCAACUCAUCCUUGCUUCAUUCGCAUCAUGAUUUUCUUCACUGAACCUGUCCGAACGAGUCCCUAUUCUCUCGACUACUAUCCCUACCGCCCCGUAGUCUUACUCUCUGCGCGUGCGCGUGCUACGCUGUAUCUCGCCGAGCAGCGUGAACGUGCAUGGGCUCUGCGUUACCAGCAGCAGCCUGUGGAUCAGCCUACCCAAAUUGCCCUCCUUGCUCAAGAGUGCGACGAAUCUCCCGACCAGGAGUGCAUGAUGCACGUCUUGCGUACCUGUGCGCCGCAGCAUGAGGACGAAAUUGGCUACAUGAUGGCCUACAAGCACGCUGAAAUGCGGCAUGCCAAGCACGCAAUACGCCAGAUAGCUGAAAUGCAGCGGACUACGACCCUACAGUUGCAGGCUAUGGCUGAUUUACGAUCUGACAUGGAGGAGGCACAGAUUUUUGCCCACCACCGUGCAAAUACCGAGAAAUUCCUCGAGGAAGCUGAGACCUACCUCGAGGAUUUUCUACCUCCGGAUCAGGAGUCAUACCUCACUAUCUUUGAACCUUUUGACCUGUCUGAUGAUUCCAUCUCAACUUCCACCUCCAAGGUCAUCGUCCAGGAUGAGCCUUUACUUAAGGACGUGACGGAUGGAAGACUGUUAUGACAGAGAGCCAUCGUGCGGCAGAGUACCGGUCUGAGGUGCUCAAUACGCUCCAGUCGAUCCUUGGCUGUCUUUCUGGAGACACUUCGGUGCAGGCCAACGUCAACGAAGAGGGAAACACA